Molecule: messenger RNA, 1437 nt
Organism: Lolium perenne
Lineage: Eukaryota; Viridiplantae; Streptophyta; Magnoliopsida; Poales; Poaceae
Product: F-box/FBD/LRR-repeat protein At5g22660-like
Molecular function (GO): protein binding
Source: RefSeq, a predicted model, not a curated record
AAUGUUGGCACCAGCCUCCAUUCACAGUGCUUCCAAGAGUGCGCUAGAAAACAGCAAUGGUGUCGACAGGCUCAGCAGCCUGCCUGAUGAGCUGCUGCACCAUGUGAUGUCCUUCUUACCAAUGCCAGAGGUCGUGCGCACGAGUCUUCUCUCAGUCAGGUGGCGCAGUCUCUGGGCCUCUACACCAUUCGUCCAUAUUGAUUACCAGGACUUCAAGGAUGAAAACAAGCCGAGGGGUGUGGAUGACGAAAAGCUGAAGGAGUUUGGAGACCACUUGCUGCUCUUGCGUGAUGACGCUGUUUGCUUGGAUGAGGCACGAAUCUUUGUCACUCAUGGCAGUAGUUGGAAUAAUUUUGCAUGGGUUCGUCAUGCCAUCAAGCACAAAGUUCGUCUCCUCCAGGUUUCUGGAUCGGUCCACUCUCCCUAUUUGGAUAGCACAUCAAUGUUUCCUUCUCAGCACCUCAAAAUAAUCAGGCUCCAAUCUCUGUUUUUGUGUCACCGAUUCUUUGAGAUGCUGAACAAUGAAUGGUCUGUGGUUGAAUAUUUAGAGCUGAAGGAAUGCAGUUUGAUUCGCGUGAAAGAGAUCUCAUCGAGGUCACUCAAGGUUCUGCAUAUGAUUCGCUGCUUUAACGGCGAGGGUCUCCUGAUUUGUGCUAGAAGCCUUACCGAUCUCUCUAUCCUUGACCCCACCUGUCUUGGUGCUAUAGUAACUAGGGAUUUGUCUUCUCUAGUAAAAGCUUCAGUUACUCUAAGUUCCGAGAGUUUAAAUUUUCCUAUCGACACCAUGGUGUAUGGUCAUCGUCUACUUGAUGGUCUUUCACAUGCCACAACACUGGAGUUGCACGCACCAUUACACGAGGUACAAAUGGGUUCCUUUUAUUUUCUGUACCAUUACAGGUUUAGGUGAAUAUAUUUUUCUUGGCUUGUUUGUAUUAUUGUAACAAGCUAUGACGAGAACAUCAUAUCAUCAACUAUCCAACUUUCUUUGUUCAAAAUGAAGCUCGCAUUUGAGAGAGGUAUGCAAACAUGCCCAAUGUUCAAUAACCUCACAAGCCUGCUGCUGGGGGAUUGGUGCAUGGGUGCCGACUUCUACCCACUUCUUCGCAUUCUCCAGCGCUCAAGCAAGCUGAAGGAACUAAAUGUGAAGCUCAAAAUGGAGGAAUGUAGUAUAUGCAAGAAAUCUGAAUCUGCCUUGUCUUCAUCAAGGGCCACAUUGUCGGGCAGAGGAAGCUAUCCUUCCAUUGAGAGGAUCAAAAUCUGUUGUCUUGAAGAAGAUCCAAGGGUCUAUGCGCUGGUUAAUGCGUUGCUACCUACCAUCAAUCCAGAUGGCAAGAUCAGUAUUGAGCGUUGCUGAUCUAUGUUAAUUAAGAUCUGACCUUGCUGUUUAUGUUAAGACUUGUCACCUUUUGGUAAUACUAAGUCUGUAGUCCUUCCAAA